CGCCAUCACCACCACGGUGCUGCGCGCUGAGUUCCUCCAUCUGCAGCUGCGACUCCCCCGGCCUCCGUCGCACAGUCCCGCUGACCAUAUAUCCAACCAAGCGCCCGGCUGAAGCAUCCCCCGAUUCUCGGCAGCAGCAGCAUGUCAAUGACCACCGCGACCAUUCGGCAGAUUCGACAGCAUGGCCCUACUCCCAGCACUAUCGGUCUGAAAUCGUUCCCGGUGUGUGCUGCACCAAACAUGACUACAAUUGGAAAUGCGAGAAUGAAACUCGAAAUCGAGAUCAAACAGCUGCAACGGUCGUGGAGAGACUUUCAAGACUCGCUUCGCCAUCAUGAACAACGAUCACAGACACUGGCCAGCCUAGACCUCGUCCGUGAAUCAAUAGAAGAGGCCGUGCAGCUCUGGUCCACCCCCAAACAACAGCCUUUACUCCAAAAGUCCGUCAAAUGGGCCCAAACAUGUCUCGAUACCCUCGAUGUGCACCCGCGGUUGAUGGAAUUUCUACCGGAGCCCCAGCGUGCCUACGAUUUGUUUUUUGGUGUCGUAUAUUCGGUUAUCAAUGCUUCGAAGGAACAAUACCGCGUGGCCGGUGUCUUUCUCAAGUUCCUCACCAAGAUCAACAAGGCUGUCUCAUCCGCUCUAGUCCUGGCUUCCAGCGAGCUCGCUGCCUCGCUCUACGCCCAAAUCUUCCUCUUCCUCGGCGAAUUCAUGCGUGACUAUGUCGCCAAGUCCAGAUGCCGCAUCUUGUAUAGUCACAACGAAGACUUCAAGACCAAUUUCAAGAACCUCAUCGAUAGCGUUGAAAAUUUCGCCGCUAUGAAAACGGACUCGGUCUGUUCAAGUCCAUGCGUAUAUACCGAUACCGCCGGUCUGGUAAAGGUUGGCUUGGAGGGAGAUGCUCGCGUUCAAGCUUCUCAGACAACCUUUAUCCGCCAGUUGAUAUGGAACGUCCAGAAAAAGAAAGCCGUCAACGCCAAACUAGCCCAAGGAUGGCGUAGAAUAUUCGAUCUCUUCUUAUCGGAAUUGAAGGUCCGCGUGCGCAAGGUGGAUGCUGAUGGCGCUUUUUGCCAGUUAUCGGGGAGUAGCCUAGUGGAUCAACAGAACCACCAGCCCGAGUCCGUGGAUAUAACCACGAAACGUCGACUGCUAAAACUAAGAGUACAACAAGACUCUUCAUCCCUUCAGGAUUUCUUUGACAACAACGAACAAACUCAUCCUUUCGGUGUGGACGAACGACUAGCCAUCCCGGCGCCUGUUGCUACCGAAAUUUACAAUUGGAUGCGGGUUAAUCCGUCAUUACCCCUUGCCGUCGAGGGGUCUCACUCUCUUGGACUUCCCGGAAGACUGACGUUGAUAUCGGCUUGUUAUGUCUCAAUAGCCCGCAAACAUAGCAUACCUACGGUAUCGCACUUUUGCGCCGCUUCCCCCCGUGCCAGCAAGGAGGCUGGAAUUAUUUCAUUGGUAUACAGUCUUAUUCGGCAGUUGAUCGACGUUGCGCCUCCCAUGAUGGAUUGUGACAGCAACUGUGACCUGGGAAAGGAACGCUUCUGUCGGCUCAACGGGACAAUGUCAUCAUGGACCGACGCUCUAGGAAUUCUAGAUGCCUUGCUACGAUAUAAACCACCGGUUCUGUUCUGCGUGAUCGACGCAUUAGACGUUUUAGAAGAUGAGUCGACAGUGCAAUACGUCAAACCUCUGGUUGAUUUACUAGUCUCUCACACCACCCGCUGUUCAACCGCUCACUCGGACGUGCAGCAAACCGGCAUCCCCAAAGACGGUUUAAUCAAAGUUCUCUUUACGACCGCCGGACAGUGCCAGGCUAUUCAGAAUACAUUCAACCAGGGCCGAGGACUGCUUAUAACCACGGACCCGACGCACGUCCACGUGGUGAAUGAAGAUACCAUGGAUAUCGACGCUUAACUUUCUCUUUCACUCUUCUAUGUAUUUCUUUUGCACGUGCCUUGCAGCGAAUUUGGACUCGACGAUGAAUCAGUGACGAUGAAUGUAUUUUGUGCGCAUAAUGAUGGCGUUUGGGAUAUGGCAAAAAGCUACGGACGGGCUGGAACGGGAACGGGAGCCUGCAGCGGCAAGCAAGGUAUAAUGCC
Molecule: messenger RNA, 2108 nt
Organism: Talaromyces proteolyticus
Lineage: Eukaryota; Fungi; Ascomycota; Eurotiomycetes; Eurotiales; Trichocomaceae
Exons: 4
Coding region: 142-1923 (593 amino acids)
Source: RefSeq, a predicted model, not a curated record